AUGGAAGAAGGACCGUUCGAUAGUGAUCAGUCGGAGCUACAAUGGUGGGAUCGGCUUCCGUCGGUUCCUGCGGGGCUUACAGAUAGACAUGCUAGCCCCUUCUUCAACAUCGAACCCUCUUGGGAGUGGCCAAACCUGACUUCACUUGUGCUGACUUCAAAGUUACUUGCACCAGACAAAAGCCCAAUCGAGAUUGGAGCUAUGCUUCAGGCCGCGGCGGCAGUGGCAACAAAGAUGCCACAGCUGAAGACAAUGGAGAUUUGGAACGGACGAAAGGGCGUCGCGGCGCUCUUUAAGUACCAGGUGUUUCACGAUAUACAGCAAGCUAGAAUUAUUUGGAGAGGCACCUGGGAAUAUAUCAUGGAACCGUCCGUAGUCCGGGCUUGGGAAGCUUUCGUACAACAGCACCAUGGUUGGAGACUUGAUCUAACUCAGGAACUACUGGAUGAAGCUGCUAUUAAAUCCCACGGUGAUGCAAUUGGCUACCUUAGGCUUUCGGGUCAGGUCAUUCGACCCAUUUCGUUGCAGCAGAUUCGGAUAGAACAAAGAGCACUGAAGGGCGUAAUGGCAAUGUCAGAAUGA
This is a messenger RNA of Trichoderma breve, 582 nucleotides long. RefSeq lists its product as uncharacterized. NCBI's taxonomy places the organism in Eukaryota, Fungi, Ascomycota, Sordariomycetes, Hypocreales, Hypocreaceae. The record is from RefSeq and is a predicted model, not a curated record. Bases 1 to 582 code for a protein of 193 amino acids. The transcript is spliced from 3 exons.